AUGGGCUCUCGAGUGCAGAUGGCCACCCUCCCCUGCUUGAGUGUGUUCCUGCUUCUCUGGAGCCAGGUGCCAAGGGUCCAAGGCCAAGAAUUCCGAUUUGGGCCCUGCCGAGUGCAGGGAGUAGAGCUCCAGGGACUGAGGAGGGCCUUCUGGACCAUGAAGGACACUGUGCAAGCUCAGGACCACAACACAAGUGUCCGCCUGCUGCGGAAGGAGAUUCUACAGAACAUCUCGGAUGCUGAAAGCUGCUACUUCAUCCACUCUUUGCUGGGCUUUUACAUGAAAACUGUUUUCAAAAACUACUACAAUAAGGCAAAUGACCUCAAGAUCCUGCAGUCAUUUUCUACUCUUGCCAACAACUUUAUUGUCAUCUCCUCAAAACUGCAGCCCAGUGAGGAAAAUGAGAUGUUCUCUGUCAUUAAGAGUGCACACAGGCAGUUUCUGCAGUUCCAGGUGGCUUUUAAAAAGCUGGACAUAGAAGCCGCUCUGACCAAAGCCCUCGGGGAACUGGACAUUCUCUUGACCUGGAUGGAGAAAUACUACCAGCGCUGAAUGUCUAGACCAGAACACCUUCCUCGGCUCCGUGUCACUUCACAUGGGUGUCCCCUCCUCUGCUGCUCCCUGGGGCACUACAGAACCUCUGCCAUUGGCCCCAUCUUUGGCCCAGGCCUGUCCUCAAAGACCGCCUUCUUUUAAGUGGCCCCAUCGACAGCCACCGAAGGCUCUCUUGGAUGCUGUGAAUAACCCACAAAGGAGG
Molecule: messenger RNA, 757 nt
Organism: Loxodonta africana (African savanna elephant)
Lineage: Eukaryota; Metazoa; Chordata; Mammalia; Proboscidea; Elephantidae
Gene: IL24
Product: interleukin 24
Exons: 5
Coding region: 1-552 (183 amino acids)
Cellular component (GO): extracellular region
Source: RefSeq, a predicted model, not a curated record